AUCAUGGUUGGCGCCAUUGCCGUACCCAUGAGAGAAACGUCAUCAUAAAAUUAUAUCUCAUUGAUGUUGCUAAAAGAUUCAACACUACUGGACACAUUCCCAAUGUCACCGGAACCGAAGCAAGACGUCGAUGAAAAUUGGAAUGCCACGAAUUUGAACGCUGGCCUAAGGGUAGCAAGUGAUUCUGAAAGCGAAGAUGAAGAUCAUGCAGCAGAUGGCUACAUGCCCUUAUCGCAAGAACCAGUCGAUGGAGAUUUACUUUUGGACGAAGAAGAGGACGAAGAAUGGAUCGCUACUCCUGUAAAUCCUCCACACAUAGUACCUGAAUCAACAAGUGAACAAAUACAGAUAACAUCUGAAACUGUACAAGUUUGGUCAUCAUCUUGCAAUCGCUCGAAUAUCGAUCUGGACGCAGAUAAAAUUGACCAAGUGAAACAUGUAAUGGCUUCUUUCUUACUACCAAAUACAGCAAUACCAGAAUGGGCCAACACCGUCACCGAGGAACAGUGGAAAGAACAACUAAUUGGCCGGAUAAAGGAGAUGCAAAGUAAAUGAGUUUGUUCUAUUACGAUGAUAUUAUAAAACAGAAAACGUGGGGAAGAAUUUGUAUGGGAAAGAAGCUCUUUGCUCAUAACGACAGUGUUAAGAGGUAAAUGUGAUUCUGCACUGUUACUGAAGCGAUGGUAAAUCAAUAUCUAUUAGUUUUAUGGUAAUGUUUACUUAGUGUCCAUAAAUGAUAGGAGUAUUCUUACCUUAAAGCAUUUACUGUUAUUGAAUCUAAUUUUCAGACUCGAUCAAAUAUAUAUGUACAGAAUACAGUUGUUCAAACCUAUGAAAUGUGGAAGGUUGAAAGAAUUACACAAGUGCAAAAUGAAGUUUAUAAAUAUAUUUCACUAUGAAGUUUAAA
Messenger RNA from Belonocnema kinseyi, 907 nucleotides. Its product is annotated as male-enhanced antigen 1. The record is from RefSeq and is a predicted model, not a curated record. NCBI's taxonomy places the organism in Eukaryota, Metazoa, Arthropoda, Insecta, Hymenoptera, Cynipidae. The transcript is spliced from 4 exons. Gene Ontology annotation, biological process: spermatogenesis. Bases 64 to 555 code for a protein of 163 amino acids.